AUGGCGACUCCGUACAGUAUCAAGGUCCCGGUUACCAAUACGGGAUUGUGGAAGUUCAAGCAGCAAGAUGCCUCUGCGAAUAAGGUGUCUGAGCUCCUCCAAGAGGAUCUCGAGAAACAUCAUGUCUUCUUCAAUCAAGAUGGAUUUCACAACCAUAUUCCCCACCAUCUCCUAGCUCUCUAUGGCACCGGCGCCGACCCAGAGGCCCUUCAACUGGCUUGGAAAGAAAACCAAAACUACCAGAGACCAGCCAAGAACCCCAACAACGGCAUCCCAGACGAACUCCACGACUGGGAGAAGGCGAAGCAGUACCUCGGCAAGGAGAAGCACUACCCAGACUUCCUCCUCUUCUUCCAGCUUGAGAUCGAGAAGAAGGGCUGGGAGGACGUCCUGAACGAGUACAUGUUCAAAGGCGAUGAACGCGCCAACGACAUGUUCCAGCGCAUGUACGCCGGCUUCCUCCACCCCAUCAUCCAGCUCAUGUACGGCGUCGAGUGGGAACAGCCCGCCAUCGUCGCCGAGGCCCUGGCCGAGGCCUCGGUGCACAAGAACCAGCUCGGCGCUUUCUUCGACGACGCGGAGAAGCGUGGCGAGUCCGCCAAGACGCCGAUGCCGCCCUUCAUGGAACUGGUCGAGGAGAUCAGGGGGAACGAGAAGUUGGUGAAUGCUGUGCAGAUGAAGGAUCCGAAUAAGGUCUACGACGGCAUCCUGAAGCGUGCGCCGGAGGAGAUGUUGGAGAUUGCGGGCAAGGUUAAGGUAUCGCCUGAAGAGCUGGAGGAGAGGACGGCGGAGAUGUUCCACGCGAAUGUCUUUGUUGCUGGUACUGCGGCGUUGAAGCCUGGUAAGGAGACCAGAUGGGAUUUCUUCUUGAUCCACCACGUGAACGCAUCACCGAUCUUUCUAACCUUUAACUCCAUGCCCUGGAUCUCCACGGAAAACAAGAUCCGUCUGCUCGAGUACAAGAUCCGGUUGGAUCUAGUCCAGUACGCCGCGCGCGGCAGCCCCCAGAUGCGCGCCGACGCCAUCAAGUCUUACAGGCCGAAGGACAAGGACCGGAACAAGCAGCUGGUUUCCAAGCCUACAGACCUUCUGCAGAGGUUUCACAGGAUCCCCGACGACGGGCACACCAUCAAAGUAGUACGGGCCCUCGGCAUCUGCCAGGAGUUGUCUGCCAAGUACGGUGACAAGCCCUGGAUAAAGAUUAAGAACGACGACGAGUGGGUGAAGCUGCACUACUCCGUGCUGGACGGGUCGGAUCAUUCAGGGGUGAAAUGGGUCCGUACGACUGGUCUGGAAGAGGCAUGGAAAGUAAGUGAUUUCCUCAUCGGCAUUGCUCAACCCUCUUGUAACACUCGUCCAGGAUAUACCAUCUCGUGA
Molecule: messenger RNA, 1377 nt
Organism: Colletotrichum karsti
Lineage: Eukaryota; Fungi; Ascomycota; Sordariomycetes; Glomerellales; Glomerellaceae
Product: HypA protein
Exons: 5
Coding region: 1-1377 (458 amino acids)
Molecular function (GO): oxidoreductase activity
Source: RefSeq, a predicted model, not a curated record